Molecule: messenger RNA, 531 nt
Organism: Glarea lozoyensis ATCC 20868
Lineage: Eukaryota; Fungi; Ascomycota; Leotiomycetes; Helotiales; Helotiaceae
Exons: 2
Coding region: 1-531 (176 amino acids)
Source: RefSeq, a predicted model, not a curated record
AUGGUUUCAUUCAAGGCCAUCUUCGCCGCCGCAAUGGCACUCGCCCCCGUCGUCCUCGGAGAGGAUGUCGUUUGGUUCGAGAACUACACCCCCCAAGAACGCUGGAUCGUCUUCUCCUCCAACCCACCGUGGAACAACCUCCCCGAUAUCUACCUCCCAGGCGGAUCUCGCCAGAAUCCAGGAAAAGUCACCGUCAACUUCGAUAACAAGGGUCCUGAUGACCACCGAGACUGGGGCUGGCGUGGAAACUGGAAAGUCCUAGCACCGGGUCAAGACCACGGCGCGCUAGCCAUCCUUGGCGAGGUCUGCUUCCGCUGCGACCAAGGCUUCAGGUACUUUGAUGUCUCCGCUGUGCUUGAUCCAAACAGCAACAUUGGUGUUAAUUAUCUGUUCCCGUUCUACGACCAUAGUCCCAAUCUGGUGUCUGGAUGUCCUCACUUCCCUUGCCCUUACUCGUACACCAAGUUCGAUGAUGUUCAGACGAAGGUUACUUGGGAUACACAUUUGGUUUGCCAGGUCAAGCCUUACUAA